AUGCGAAGCGGGGCCCUAUCGACUUUUCACCCCUUGCAAGAAUUACUUCAGCAAACAUUUUGGGAGCCGGGCUCCGAAUGGAUUUUUUUCACCCCUAACUCAAGCAGCUUGUGCGAAAUCUGCGCAGCGCGGGGAGGCGCCGCUUCAUCUAACUUCGGUGAAAGCCGUGCAAGAAGUCCACCCGUGGUGAAUGGAGAAGCUGCAGCUGCAUGGGAAGCGCUUGCGACCUUUCUCCAGAUCCAGAACUGCUUGCUGUGGAUUCGGCACCCCUCAAAAAUAUGGAAGUGUCACUUUCGGAAUUGCUUGAUUCUAACUCUUCACACGACGAGAUGGACAACAAGAAUGCCGCCGCGAGUGGUUUUUUGCAACAAGUAUCGAUCUCUGAGUGGUUUACUGAUAUUAUUCCUGAACGACCUGAUCGUGAUCAUUGCUACAGAAGUUGAGCAGGCUGUCCUCUUUAGCUGCGUCCUCCCGGUGCUACUAGCUCUACUGCGUGAAGGGGGUCGUGGCGGUGGCGGACGGUGUCCCAGAGCAGUGAUCUUCGUAUUAUGAUCUUCCAACGACGACAAGACAAGUGAAAAUCAUUCUGGUGACAGGAGGACUCUGCAAGCCAGGUUCGUCUCCCUGGAACAAAUGAACUACACAGAACGACCCCAAACCCUCGAAGAUUAUCCAGCCGUCCCAGUACAGACUUCUUCUGUAGAACAAGUUCUUGCAGAUCAUUCUGACGUAGGAGUUAAAGCCGGUCAAGAAGUGCAGACGCAGUUUGUCAAUCAGUCGCGUGCUGUGUCGGAGAAGAAGAAGAAGAGGACUUACUACAUUUUUCCUGAAGAUUUUUCACAAGAACAAUUCUUUUAUGUGACGAGGAUCCGGUCGAUGUGGGGAAUAAGACAGCUAGGCAACUACGAGCUGCGGAGCGUUGCUUUUUGUCUUUCCUCUCUACGCGACUACAGAUGCUCUGAUUUUUUCGAUUUUAUUCUACUGUUAGGUGUAGUUGUCUUCUUCAUCAGGAAGAACUACAAGUCAAGUUCUUUUUCUGGCUCAGCCGAAGGAUUGAUGGCACUAGCUACUGGCACUCUUGGAAUGGUGGACGAGAUGGAUCUUCUUCUACAACUUCUUGAAAGGUUGCUGGAUUUUUCCUGCAGCAGCAGAAGCCUGUCACCAAGCUCGAAUGAAGAU
Molecule: messenger RNA, 1179 nt
Organism: Amoebophrya sp. A120
Lineage: Eukaryota; Dinophyceae; Syndiniales; Amoebophryaceae
Source: the annotation of a GenBank genome assembly